Messenger RNA from Anopheles coluzzii, 662 nucleotides. RefSeq names its product ribonuclease kappa. The coding region runs from base 157 to 444 and encodes 95 amino acids. NCBI's taxonomy places the organism in Eukaryota, Metazoa, Arthropoda, Insecta, Diptera, Culicidae. The record is from RefSeq and is a predicted model, not a curated record. The transcript has 3 exons. Gene Ontology annotation, molecular function: RNA endonuclease activity.
CACAUGACCCAGUGACGGCUGAGCAAAGGGAAGAAAAAAAGAGUCUUGUGAUCAACUCUGCAGUGGCUCGAGGGUGAACGACGAAAUUUUUCGGGCAGGCGUAUUUUGCUCUUUUGCACCACAUUCUCCCGUACCCAGUAUUGACACGCCGCGAAAAUGCCGAUCUGUGGACCGAAACUUUCCCUGUGCGGGUUGAUUAUCUCCGUCUGGGGCAUUAUCCAGCUGCUGCUGAUGGGAGUGUUCUACUACAUCAACAGUGUCGCGCUGAUCGAAGAUCUGCCGCUGGAGGAGCACUAUCCAACGCCGCAGGAGUUUUAUGCGGCCGCUGACGUCGCGUACAGUCAGAACGCAUACAACUGCUGGAUUGCUGCCUGCAUCUACGUGCUAACGCUGGUCAUCUCCGUCCAGCAGUUCCACGCGAACAGCCGCUCGACGGUCGCCUAAGUCCACCGAAACCACCAGCCCCGCAAUAUCAUCUUCCCCCCAAAACAUAUACACACACACAUGGCAAAGUGAAACCAGGCGCACCUUUGGGUGGCCACAAUUCAGUGUGAAGGCCGCUGUUACUUCUACACAACUACCCCCUCAAAAAAGCUUUGCUUUUACCCUACGAUGUAAAUAUGUGUUUGCUUCCGUUCGCAAAGAGAACCCCAAAAGCACCA